CCUCCCCUGCGCUCUGCUGCGUCGCCCUCGGUUUCCCCAAGCAAAGAUGGAAGUCGUCAAUCAGCUUGUGGCCGUUGGGCAGUUCCGGGUCUUCAAAGAGCCUCUGGGCUUUGUAAAGUUGCUAGAAUGGUUUUUUUCCAUCUUUGCAUUUGCGACGUGCGGCAGCUAUACCGGAGAAUUCACCCUGAGUGUCGAAUGCCCCAACAAGAAUGAGAGUGAUCUCGAUAUAGAUGUGCAGUUCUCAUAUCCCUUCCGGCUCCAUCAGGUGUAUUUUGAUGCUCCAGCUUGUAAAGGGACCGAGCAGGAGAAGGUUUUCUUGAUCGGAGACUGCUCCUCUUCCGCCGAAUUCUUUGUCACCGUUGCGGUCUUCGCCUUCCUCUACUCCCUUGCUGCCAUUGUCGUUUAUAUCUUCAUGCAGGACAAGUACAGGGAGAACAACAAGGGCCCCAUGAUUGAUUUUGUGGUCACGGCUGUGUUCACCUUCAUAUGGUUGGUGAGCUCCUGUGCUUGGGCCAAGGGCCUUUCCGACGUCAAGGCGGCCACCGACCCUGACAAUGUGUUCAAAGGCAUGGGCGUGUGUGAGAAAAAAGGCGUCAAAUGCGAGGAAAUACGGGAGCCGGUCACCUCUGGCCUCAACACCUCUGUGGUCUUUGGCUUCCUGAACUUGGUGCUCUGGCUGGGGAACAUGUGGUUCGUGUUCAAAGAGACAGGCUGGAGCGCCCCCUUCAUAAAGUACCCCCCUGCUCAGGAGAAGCCACCAGCACCCGAAACCUAUGCUGAUUCCUACAACCAAGCCCCAGGCUAUGGACAGCAGGACACGUAUGGGCAGCAGGGUGGCUACCAGCCCGAUUACAGCCAGCAGGGAGAAUAUGGCCAGCAAGGGGGCUACGUCCAAGGCGGGCCCACUUCCUUUGCAAACCAGAUGUAGGCGGGUCCCUACCCCACAGUAGGAGGCGUUGUGAGGAGGAAGCCGCCAUCCGGUCCCUGCACCCCCUUCUCCCCUUGUGCAGGGGAAAGGGGGGCUCGUGGGUGCUCACACUGGGAGGGGGCUGGCGGGGUCCCUCCCCCAGGAUGAAUGUAGAUGUUCGUGCUGUUUAUAUAUAUAUAUUAUAUAUAUAUGAGAAACUACAACUAGAGGUAGACCGCCCCCUCUCCCACGCCCCAUUGCCUCAUGCGCGCACACACAACACACACUGC
Elgaria multicarinata webbii is the source of this 1197-nucleotide messenger RNA. RefSeq names its product synaptophysin (gene SYP). The transcript has 7 exons. Lineage: Eukaryota; Metazoa; Chordata; Lepidosauria; Squamata; Anguidae. Gene Ontology annotation, biological process: regulation of neuronal synaptic plasticity. The record is from RefSeq and is a predicted model, not a curated record. Gene Ontology annotation, cellular component: synaptic vesicle membrane; presynaptic active zone; synaptic vesicle. The coding region runs from base 47 to 928 and encodes 293 amino acids.